UACCUCUCUCUCUCUCUCUCCAGCUCUCUGUGUGUUUCUGUGAAAAUAGAUUGAGAAUGGGAAUUGAGGUGAGAUUGGCGUCCCGUCGGCGCCGGCUAAGACCAGCUCGACGUCGGCCGUAUUGGCCGCUGAACAACAUCAAGCAUUACAGGUGCCGAGGAUGCUUUGAAGAUAAUGGCCGCCUCUCCUCUCCCGAGUGGACUCGCGUCCCUUAUCUCGCUUUGGAUGAUUAUCUUGAUCUCCUCGAUGUAACAGGUAUGAACGGCAGAUCUGCACAUCUCUUUCUUGACGUCGUAAAUGUGACUAUGGGAGACACGCAGCACUACACGGUAGAUGAUGAAGAAAAUGAAUAUGACGAUGACAUGGCAGAGUACGAGGCAAUUGAGCUCUCCUGCAUUAGAUGCGACCGUCUACUCGGCUGGAAAAUUGUUGAAGUGUUGGCUGGUGACCAUGAUUGGAUGGCAGGAAAGUUCCUUCUGGACAGUAGAAAGAUAGACAGAUGGAGAGGACACCGUCGUCUUCUCGGGUAUCCGGAUGCGGAUGGUGUGCUCCUGGCUGGCUGAACCAAAAAACACAGAGAAAUUAAGACCAGGGAAAAUGUUUGCAUGUGGAUUUUUAAUUACGUACGUAUGAUCUUGUACAUAUUGACAAAUUAAGAGAUAGAUAAAGACCCUUUCCAAUUUCAUUUUCAUCAGACUUUUAUAUAAGUGUUUCGAGUUUGAA
Malania oleifera is the source of this 723-nucleotide messenger RNA. RefSeq lists its product as uncharacterized. The record is from RefSeq and is a predicted model, not a curated record. The transcript is spliced from 5 exons. NCBI's taxonomy places the organism in Eukaryota, Viridiplantae, Streptophyta, Magnoliopsida, Santalales, Ximeniaceae. The coding region runs from base 57 to 563 and encodes 168 amino acids.